Molecule: messenger RNA, 2547 nt
Organism: Equus quagga
Lineage: Eukaryota; Metazoa; Chordata; Mammalia; Perissodactyla; Equidae
Gene: MIPOL1
Product: mirror-image polydactyly 1
Exons: 14
Coding region: 519-1862 (447 amino acids)
Source: RefSeq, a predicted model, not a curated record
CUCCGCUCCCCGUGGGCCCCGUGCGCCGCGUGCGGCUGGCUCCCGCCCCGCCGCGCACGUCUGCUCGUUGGCGGACGCGCGCGCCUGGCGGGGUGAGCCCGAGCCCCGGAGGCCCCGAGCGAGCGGCGAUUGGCUGACGUGGUGGCUGCGCGUGGGGCCUGAGAAACUCGGGGCGAGCGCGCAGAGUCGGGUCCCGGGGCGGGGCCGGCGCAUCGCAGUUUUACCUCAAGACUAGUUGGAGACCUGUUUGAGACUUCUCGGAACUGUCCUUCUUGUUCCUGCUUUCUCCCAUCCCUUUAAAGCUGAGGAACAAGAGAGAGCUAAUCCAAAAGUAAAUGAGGAACUUAGAAAAAGAUUGCCAACUCCAGAUCAACAUAUUUAGAGAAAAUUGGAAAAGGAGAAGCUGACUACAGCUUUAUUUGAGGACUUUUUAAAGAACGCAGAGUUCUAGCUGUGAGCUUCAAAUCUUGGAGGAAAAAUCAGAGACUUUGCCAGAGCAAACAAGAAGAGAAGUACCAAUGGAGGACCGGUCAGACGGCAAGGACUUUUCAGAUACAGCCCAUAGUUAUCUUGAACAAGAGGCUACAGGGAGAAAUAAAAGUCCACAGCCAGAUGGGCAGCUGACUGUGAAUUCUGAGGGACGCAUGGAUCAGAAAUCCAAUGAAUUAGUUAAUGAAGCUACACGUGAGGACACAGAACUGCCAGAGCAGAGACCCAGGCAUUUUCAGGCCACCAGCCCUUGUCCGGGCGAUGAGACAGCUUACUGCACUACUGAAAAACCCAACAUUAUGGAACAUAGAAGUAAUGACUUGCAUUAUGAACAUAUGAUUCCUUGUCAAGUUACUUCAGACUUAAACAAAGAGAAGACAAUAGCAUUUCUUCUAAAAGAAUUGGACAUUCUCAGAGCAAGCAAUAAAAAGCUUCAAGAAAAACUGACUAAAGAAGAUAAAGAACAGAGAAAACUAAAGCUCAAGCUGGAACUUCAAGAGAAAGCAACAGAAGCUCAGAUUGCCGAAAAGACAGCAGCUCUGGUUGAAGAAGUAUAUUUUGCACAGAAGGAACGUGAUGAAGCUAUUAUGUCUCGACUGCAAUUAGCCAAUGAGGAGAGAGAUGAAGCAAUUGCACGAGCCAAGCAUUUGGAAAUGUCUCUAAAAGUGCUAGAAAAUAUUAACCCUGAAGAAAAUGACAUGACAUUACAGGAAUUACUGAACAGAAUAAACAAUGCAGACACAGGGAUAGCUAUUCAGAAGAAUGGAGCUGUAAUUGUGGAUAGAAUCUACAAGACCAAGGAAUGUAAAAAGAGAAUAACUGCCGAAGAAAUGAAUGCCGUGAUGGAGGAGCGUGACGCUGCUUUGUCUCAGUGCAAACGGCUGGAGCAGGAGCUUCAUCAUCUGAAAGAGCAGAACCAGACUUCAGCAAACAACAUGAGACAUCUGACUGCUGAAAACAAUCAAGAACGUGCUCUGAAGGCAAAGUUGGUAGCUAUGCAACAAGCCAGGGAAACUGCAGUUCAACAGUACAAACAACUGGAAGAAGAAAUCCAGACACUUCGGGUUUACUACAGUUUGCACAAAUCCUUAUCCCAAGAAGAAAAUCUGAAGGAUCAGUUUAAGCAUACCCUUAGCACCUACGAAAAAGCUUUAAAAAAUAGAGAGAACGUUGUUUCCAUCACUCAGCAACAAAAUGAGGAACUGGCUGCCCAACUGCAGCGAGCUCUGACGGAGCGAGCAAGCAUGGAGUUAGAGCUGCGGCGUGCCACGGAGGCCUCCCGGGCGGCCGGGGACAGGGCUCAGAAGUUGGAAAGGCUGGUGGACGUCCUGAGGAAGAAGGUUGGAACAGGGACCAUGAGGACAGUGAUCUGACUGAGGGAACGACAGUCUGGGGAAGCAGUCACAUCUGGUGACCAGGCUGCUUCAUUCAAUGCUGUGUAAACACUGAAGCCUUAACUUAGCAAACAGUUGUUAGAAGUGGGACACUCCAGCCACAUUCCAAGCCGAGAUAAAAUCAAAUCACAAAUGUUUAACCACUUUGCUGCUGACCUGAGUUAUUAUCCGAAUGUAUUAACUACAGACUUUUACCAAUGGGUGGCUAUAAAGUUGCAGCUUAUUUUUUAACUAUUUUAUAUCUCACUGUGUUCAAUGUAAGGUUUUUUACUGAGAGACUGUUAUGGAAGCAUAGUAAAGUUGGUCAGGAUCAUAUCUUCACAUUUGGUCCUUUCUGAACCAAAAUGCAGCAAAGUAAAUAUUGUCUAAACCUUAAUCCACUGUGUUAGGUCAAAACUUCAAAUACAUGCAUUUUUCAAUAUAGAUCUUAUUUCUUAACUGAUGAGAGAAGCUCAGAUAUAAGAAUAUGUAGUCUUCCUUCAAUGAAUGCGUGUAAUCUUUGUUAGAAUUAAAGAAUAUUAAGUAUACAUACUAAGAAUUAAAUGUAUAAUUUGCUUUUGUAAGAGUUUGGUACAUUAAAAUUACGUUAAUCAAGGUAUGAUUUUUGUUUCACUACAAAUAAUGCAGAGUAUUUUCAAUAAAAAGAGAAUGUCGUUAAUGUGUA